Messenger RNA from Trematosphaeria pertusa, 2553 nucleotides. RefSeq names its product MFS general substrate transporter. Lineage: Eukaryota; Fungi; Ascomycota; Dothideomycetes; Pleosporales; Trematosphaeriaceae. The transcript is spliced from 16 exons. Gene Ontology annotation, molecular function: myo-inositol:proton symporter activity. Gene Ontology annotation, biological process: transmembrane transport. The record is from RefSeq and is a predicted model, not a curated record. Gene Ontology annotation, cellular component: membrane. Bases 27 to 2372 code for a protein of 781 amino acids.
CAGCUCUUAUUGUUUGAGGUCAAGCGAUGAUGGAUGAAGGAAUGGCGAGCUCGAAUGGCCCCGACAAUAGAAACGAGAACAACCAAAACUCGUACCAGUCUCCUACACUUCGCCCCGUGACUCUCGGAGACCGUAGGCUGGUGGCCAACCCCAGCGAAUCUGCUGGCCCUCGCCAGACCAUUGAUAACCCUCUUCUCACGUUCGAUGACACUGUCGUACGGUCUGACACCGGCAAGACGGAACUCGAGCAAUACGUCCUAAGCUUCUCUCGCGAAGCCGAUAUCGACGACCGUUACGAAUUACUCUUGUGUGGGGCGCGACUGGCACGAGACAAGCAGGAAGCUCUAGCCAGGUACGAUAGUGAGCUCACUGCUCCAGAAAGGGUCUUGCUCGAGGAGGAAUCCGAUAAGAAGACUGGAUUCUGGAAGCAAUCGAAGUUCUUCCGCGCGACCAUCAUCACUGCCAGUCUGGCAGGUAUGAUCCAGGGUUGGACUCAGAGCGCCAACAAUGGGACUAUUAAUGGAAUGCCACAGGAGUUUGGACUUUGUAUAACGAGCGGUGAUGACUGCAUCGGAAGAACCGCUGAUCUCUGGACAUUCGGUAUGUUGAAUGCAAUACCGCUACUCUCGGCGGCGGUAUUUGGGACUACUCUUGCGGACCCUCUCCAAGAGAAAUACCUGGGGAGACGAGGCAGCGUGAUGGUCUCCUGCUGCAUCACUAUCGCAUCGACCAUAGGUGCUUCUGCUACCCAUUCCGUCGCCCAGCUUGCGGCCUGUAGAGCAAUCAAUGGAAUAGCCCUAGGCGCCAAGGCUUCAAUCGUUCCGAUCUACUCAGCGGAGAUCUCGCCAGAACAUAUUCGGGGCGAAAUCCUAGCGAAUUGGCAGCUCGCAGACGCAUUGGGCAUAUUCUUCGCGUUCAUGGUCAACCUGGUCAUCGUGAGUUAUGUCGAUGAUUCUUUCAAGAGCUGGAGAAUUCUCACAAAUACUGUCCUCAUUCCAACGAUACCGCUACUCACGAUGAUCUAUCUCAUGCCCGAGUCACCGCGCUAUUUGAUGAAGCAUGGGCGAUACCGAAAGGCAUUAGAGUCCUUCACGAUGAUCCAGACAACGCCACUUUUAGCUAGCCGCGAUUUCAUGUACGCACACGCGCAGUUGGAUUUCGAGAGUCGCUUAUUGAGCGGCAAAGCGAAUGAGCGGGGAAACCUCGCGGAACGAAUCGCGGCGAGCAAUGGUGAUAUUCCGGUAACGAUCGCUAGCCGGUUAGGUGGAACCACCAGGGAGCAUGAUGAGAUGUUGCAGAUAUCCAUCUCGCCCGCACAGCCGGUCAUGAGCGGAGCCCCAGGGAACGCCUCAAACGGAACGAAUGUCGCGCGAACUGGAAUCGGACAACAACGGCCCACAACCAGAACGCAUCCAAGCCGCGGGAGAGACAUCGAAUUAUCGAGCAUCAGCCGAUGCGGAAGCGAUACCUCUAGUCUUGAUAUCGAACUGGCAGCUCUGCGAGUAAGGCGGAAAGAGAACCCUUACUUCUACCACAUCGGUGUGACCGGCUACUUCAAACGCCUCCGCGAACUGUGGAGCAACAAGCGAUGCCGACGAGCUCUGUUGAGUGCGUCGAUCGCCAUGAUUACCCAACAGAUGACUGGCGUAAAUACGAUAGCUUUCUUGGGAACAGCGGUGUGGGAAAACUCAUUGGCCUCGCCUGCAUCCCCCAAGGUCACCGCCAUUAUUGGACUGUUCUUCGGCCUUGCAAACUACAUCGGCGGGCUUCCAGCGUAUUGGUUAUCGGAUAGAGUGGGUCGAUCGAUACUUCUGCUUCUGGGUCUUCCGAACAUGGCCUGGUCGAUGCUCCUAUUCGCCCUGUUCUUUCUGAUGCCGGAGAGUUCAGCGGCACGUGUUCCAUUAGUCUCCGUCAUGGCGAUCGUUUUCACACUCUUCUAUGCGCCAACUGCAGGGACAUCUCCCUUCAGCAUCUCCGCCGAGGUGUUCCCAUUGGUUUCGCGCGAAGUAGGGAUGGCCGUGUCUGUUGGAAUAAACCUAGGUGGCGCCGGAAUCCUUGUGCUCGUCUUCCCUAUGCUGAUGCACCGAAUCGGCACCACAGGCGCUCUGUCAAUCUUCGCUUUUUUGAACCUCGUGGCUUUCGUACUUGUUUUCGUCGCUGUUCCAGAGACUCGCCGGCGUACGUUAGAGGAGCUGCAAUUCACGCACGAUUUGAAGACGCGGUGGCAUGUGGAGUAUAGAGUGAGGUACAUCCUCCAGGACCAUCUAAAGAAGAACUGGUGGCGAUAUAUCACCCGGAAGCCAGUGCGGCCGCCAAUUCCAUUCUACCGAUGGGCGAGGAUCACUCAUGGCAAUGGUGGUGACGAAAGUUGAGAUGGAGCUUGGUUGAAAGGUGAUUGUGGAGGUGAGGUUUGGGUUUUGCUCGGCCCAAUUCGUUUCCAGGUUUUUCCGUCCGAAUCACCCGCACUAGGCCCAAUUUUGGCCUGUCAUGGCCCACAUUCGCAGAUAGCAGGCCCAACAACUCUCUGGUAUUUAAUAAUGUAUCCUUUUGCGG